Messenger RNA from Oryctolagus cuniculus (rabbit), 450 nucleotides. The record is from RefSeq and is a predicted model, not a curated record. Lineage: Eukaryota; Metazoa; Chordata; Mammalia; Lagomorpha; Leporidae.
CGCUCACCGUGCUCCCCCUCGCCCCGCUCCCCAGGCCAACCAGAUCCGCUGGAACCGCGGGAAUGAGUCCCUGCCCGAGCGGGCCGAGGCGGUGGGGGAGACGCUCACGCUGCCGGGCCUGGUGUCUGCGGACAACGGCACCUACACCUGCGAGGCGUCCAACAAGCACGGCCACGCGAGGGCGCUCUACGUGCUCGUGGUCUACGACCCUGGCGCGGUGGUGGAGGCCCAGACGUCGGUUCCCUACGCCAUCGUGGGCGGCAUCCUGGCGCUACUUGUGUUUCUGAUCAUAUGUGUGCUAGUGGGCAUGGUCUGGUGCUCUGUCCGACAGAAAGGCUCCUACCUGACCCACGAGGCCAGCGGCUUGGACGAGCAGGGAGAAGCGAGAGAAGCCUUCCUCAAUGGCAGCGACGGGCACAAGAGGAAAGAGGAGUUCUUCAUCUGACCCCC